AUGACCGCCCCGUCUUCGCCGACCUCGCCUUCGUCUUCCUCAAGCCUCAAGCGGCGCUCUCUCCGCCUCGCGAGCCUGGACUCAAAAACGCAAGAGUCGACCUCCCCAUCUCCGCAUACCAGCGGCACGACAACAUACUCGCGACGUAGCUCACGUACUUCACAAACCUCGUUCCAACCACAGUCGCCGGUGACUCCUCGGCCUAUGUCCGCACGCUCCUCACGCAAUUCCUUUCACGGCCGGAAACACUCCCGCACUGCCAGUAUCAACAGUGCUGCAUCUGGCGGUGCACCUAACGGUCCUCAAACCGUUGGUGGACUAGGAAACCUCGCUGACGAGCUGGGCCACGCCUGGGACGACGACGAAGACGAAAACGGCAAUUCACUGCUAGCAGACUUAAGAGAAGGCGAAACAGGGGAGGGAAAUCUCUCUCUUCAGACACCAUACGAAAUGAAUGACAUGCAUGAUUUUGGCUAUGGUGUCACAUUACAUUCGCCCUUACCGCAAGAUGGUAUGCCACUGCAUACAACCUGGUCAAACACCCUGGAGCCUCCAUCCAGACAAUCUGGCCACAAACGGAUGGAUUCGGCGUACGACGGGAGUGACUACGGGCCCGAAUCCGAUUACGAAGACCAGGCCGAAGGAUUGCCGCCUUUACUGCGCAAGCGUAUGCGUGAGAUUGAAAAGCUGGCCCGUGAUUUCCAGCACAGUGAUGAUGCCGUGUCCGAAGGUGGUGGCGUGGUCAAGCGUACUGUUGCCGCGCUACGUGAUCUCGGUCCGCCACAGAGCAAUAUCGAAUACGGGGUCACAAGAAUGGUCACCGCCUACACAUCGAUGGCGACACACCGCACUCACAAGCAGCGGGAUGUAUUCGCCCAGAGCCACUCGUUACUCUAUGGCAAUUCAGCAAUGUACUUGCCAGAAGAAUUCAUCGAUCUGCUCAUCGACGAGAUCCAAUCACUUGGUUCUGCCAUUCCAUUCCUGCCGACCCAAAAUCCACUACUUUCACUACAGAUCUUGGCCAGCCAGACGAGUGAACUGACACAAACGUUGCAAAGCCUUACAGAUCAGUUACAAGAGAACAGGCUCGCUGCGAAUGCUGCAACCAGGAAACUCAAAAGUGUGAAAGACAUGGUGGAUGAUAUGCAGACAGAGGAAGAUCUGGUUGAAAACAGCAUCUUGAUUAUACAGGCGCAAGACUGGGACCGGAGACUCAGGGAGCGCCAAGCCGCAAAGACGUGUCGAGAGGUCGUGCAAGGGUUUGCAGAUCGUUGGGGACUUGAGAUGAAAGAGGGCGUGAAGGCGGUGGCCUAG
Molecule: messenger RNA, 1314 nt
Organism: Cyphellophora europaea CBS 101466
Lineage: Eukaryota; Fungi; Ascomycota; Eurotiomycetes; Chaetothyriales; Cyphellophoraceae
Exons: 1
Coding region: 1-1314 (437 amino acids)
Source: RefSeq, a predicted model, not a curated record